Lactuca virosa is the source of this 1877-nucleotide messenger RNA. The record is from the annotation of a GenBank genome assembly. NCBI's taxonomy places the organism in Eukaryota, Viridiplantae, Streptophyta, Magnoliopsida, Asterales, Asteraceae.
GUGUUGGGGUGAAGCUGGAAAUGCAUCUCAAUCUCCGUGCUACGCAAAAAGCGAACAGUUGUUUGAGAGCUUGUUCUCUGUUCGAUUAUGCCAUCCAUGGCUGCUGAAAAUUCAGACGUCUCGAAGGCAGAACAAAUUAAACUCCAAGCGAAUGAAGCUUUCAAAGCUCAUAAAUAUUCUCAGGCAAUUGAUUUAUAUACACAAGCAAUCGAACUAAAUAGUGAAAAUGCUGUGUAUCUGGCGAAUCGAGCCCUAGCUCAUACCAAGUUGGAGGAAUAUGGUAGUGCAAUACACGAUGCAUCUAAGGCUGUUGAGAUUGAUCCCAAGUACUCAAAGGGUUAUUAUCGUCGUGGUGCUGCAUAUCUUGCAAUGGGAAAGUUUAAAGAAGCACUCAAGGAUUUUCAACAGGUGAAAAGAAUAUGUCCGAAUGAUCCUGACGCUUCUAAGAAACUGAAGGAAUGUGAAAAAGCUGUUAUGAAGCUCAAGUUUGAAGAAGCAAUUGCUACACCUAGUUCUGAACAACAUUCAGUAGCUGAAUCUAUCGAUUUUCGUACUAUAGAUGUGGAGCCACAAUAUGGUGGUGCAAGAAUAGAGGGAGAUGUAGUAACUCUAGAAUUCAUCAAGAAAAUGAUGCAUGAAUUCAAGAAUCAGAAAUCCUUACAUCAACGGUGUGCUUUUCAAAUUGUCAUGCAAACAAGGGACAUUCUAAUGGCUUUGCCUUCUCUUGUUGAUGUAAAAGUUCCAGAUGGAAAGCACUUCACAGUUUGUGGUGAUAUACAUGGUCAGUUUUUUGAUCUGUUAAACAUCUUUGAGCUCAAUGGUCUUCCCUCUGAUGAAAAUCCAUAUUUGUUUAAUGGUGAUUUUGUUGAUCGAGGGUCUUUCUCUGUUGAGGUUAUUCUUACACUUUUUGCAUUCAAGUGUAUGUCUCAAUCAGCCAUAUAUCUUUCUCGUGGAAAUCACGAAAGCAAGAGCAUGAACAAGAUUUAUGGGUUUGAGGGGGAGGUCAAAUCAAAGUUGACUGAUAAAUUUGUGGAACUUUUUGCUCAAGUUUUUUGCUAUUUACCAUUAGCUCAUGUUAUAAAUCAGAAAAUAUUUGUUGUUCAUGGAGGACUUUUUAGCACUGAUGGGGUCAAACUCUCUCAAAUUAAAGCAAUCAAUCGGUUUUGUGAGCCUCCAGAAGAAGGGUUAAUGUGUGAACUACUAUGGAGUGAUCCACAAUCUGAUCCUGGAAGAGGACCUAGCAAACGUGGUGUAGGUCUUUCUUUUGGUGGAGAUGUGACAAAAAGAUUCUUGAAGGAUAAUAAUCUUGAUUUAAUUGUGAGGUCUCACGAGGUGAAAGAUGAUGGUUAUGAAAUCGAACAUGAUGGGAAACUCAUCACUGUUUUUUCUGCUCCAAAUUACUGUGACCAGAUGGGCAACAAAGGUGCUUUCAUUCGUUUUGAAGCUCCCGUUAUGGAGCCAAAGAUUGUAACGUUUUCAGCUGUGCCACAUCCGGAUGUGAAGCCGAUGGCCUACGCAAGCAACUUUCUACGCAUGUUCUCUUAGUGUUAUCUUUUUGACACAUAGAAUAGGUGGUUUCUCACAUCUAUAAAUGCACAUAAAUAUGUGGAACCUCAUAGUUUUUUUAUCUUGAUAAGUUUAUAUCAAAUUUUGAUGUAGCUUUAUUUAUUUAUUUAUUUUUUCAUGCAAAGUCGAUUUGCAAUAGAAAAAAGAAUUAAUACAUUAAGAGCUGAGUAAUAUAAGUAGAUUUUCUGCGGCCGAUAAGGGAAAUCCAAAGUACAUGUCUGAAUAGAGAAAAGUGGGAUGUAGCGUGUAGAUUCCAUUUGAACAAGAAGAUUAUCCAAAUUAGAAUAUUGUAAGAUGACAUAUGUAGUAAG